Messenger RNA from Trypanosoma brucei brucei TREU927, 1554 nucleotides. RefSeq names its product variant surface glycoprotein. The coding region runs from base 1 to 1554 and encodes 517 amino acids. The transcript has a single exon. Lineage: Eukaryota; Euglenozoa; Kinetoplastea; Trypanosomatida; Trypanosomatidae. The record is from RefSeq and is a predicted model, not a curated record.
AUGCAAGCCAUUCAAGACUCAACAAUUAAGAUGUGCAAACAACUGAUGCUCUUGCUGAUCUUGUGUUCGAUUCCGCCAUCGGGAGCCAACGUCGGAGAAGCGGAUAAUUUAGCUGUUUUCGCAGCGGUUUGUGAGUUGUUCCAGAUCGCUGAGGGGGAACUUCCUCCGGACGAACAGGUGACAGAUUCAGCAAACGCCGUCCGCCAGCUCGAAGCACUCAACAUGUCCGUAGCAGAGGACAAGUGGCGCCAGCAGUUCUACAAAGGCAACUACGAAAAGAUAUCCUGGCAGGAAGCCAAAGAUGCAGGCCUUUCGCCACACGAAAGCUGGAAAACGAAAUGGGAACGAUGGCAGCAGGCGGCACUCAGCACCAAACCGGAAGCCGAGCCCGGAAAAACCAUAGCAGACCAAGGCUUCAAUGAGUUAACGGGAAUUUCCAAAAAAGCAGUCCAAGCAAAAGUAGCAGCGCUGCUGGCCAAAGUCGGACACCUGGAAGCCGAACGCGCCACAGCAGAACAAGAAAUAAUAAGCGCGAGCAACGCAGAGUUGAGCAAAAAACUAAACAAAGCGUUAUACGGAGUCGAAACUGGGAGAGGCGACUUCGGUAAAACAGCUGGAGCAACGGGGGCAGCGAAAACACUGGAUGCGUGUAGCACGGCUGGAACCAUCGACAACCAACAACCACUAGCAUAUGUUAUGAUGUGCCUUUGUCUAGAAACAGGGUCGACCAAAACCGGCAAGAUCUGUGCAAAAGACCACGCACUAACCAAGGCAUGGAACGAUGCAAACCCAAAAGUCAAGCAAGCAUUCGACGACAUGCGCAACUUGUGCCCGAGCGGGAAAAAGACGCCAAUAACAGCAUACCAGAUACGGAAAGCACUCUCAGCAGUACAGGCCUUCAUACGAAUGCACAGCGGCACCGGCUAUCUAGGAGGGUUCAACAGCGGGAGCUGCAACGGGAAUGUCGCUAACGGCAUAUGCGUAAAAUACGACCACAAAAUAACAGCCGGCGCAAACGGUUUCACAGAACUAACGUACGCCGCCAACAUGCUGGAAGCGGCUAGUCUGCUAGAAAACAGGCAACACGCGGUUCAAAAAGCCAACCAACUGGCACACGCGAUCAACGCAGAAGCUUCAGCAGCGUGGCUAAUAUCGAAAGAAGUGGAAGCACUGCAGAAACUGGAAAGGGCAGCGGCAGCACAGGUGCCAACCACCAGCCAGGCACCAGGGACAAGCAAGCAACCAUCGGUGGAGGAACAAAAUAAAUGCAAAAAUGCUACCAAUAAAACAGCGGAAGGAUGCUCGGCUAUCAACUGCGACUUCGACAACGAAAAAAAGGAAUGCAAACCUAAAGAUGGGGAAGGACAGACAAGCACAGCAACAGGAGAGCAAGCUACAGGAGCAGAUGCCAAAAAGUGCUCCGAUAAGAAAAAACAAGAAGACUGUAAAGAUGGCUGCAAAUGGGAUGGAAAAGAAUGCAAAGAUUCUUCUAUUCUAGCAAACAAACAAUUCGCCCUAAUGCUUUCUGCUGAAUUUGUGGCCUUGCUGUUUUAA